This is a messenger RNA of Guillardia theta CCMP2712, 1551 nucleotides long. RefSeq lists its product as hypothetical. Bases 1 to 1551 code for a protein of 516 amino acids. The transcript is spliced from 14 exons. Gene Ontology annotation, molecular function: protein binding. The record is from RefSeq and is a predicted model, not a curated record. NCBI's taxonomy places the organism in Eukaryota, Cryptophyceae, Pyrenomonadales, Geminigeraceae.
AUGGCCGCCAAGAUGUCCACGAUGGAUGAGGAGAAGAUCAACUCGCUCAUACAGCAGUGGCUCCAAGAAAGGGGUUACUUGCGAACUCUGAGGACUCUACAGGAGGCAUCUCCUCCUUCUGACCGGAUGUUGGAAAGCGGCUUUGAGGCAGAGGAAGCUGAGUUGGGGGGGCAGCUGUGCUCGAUCUUGUAUGACUUCGUGGAGAUGAAGAACUCUCUUGAGGAUCGACCUGUGGACAUUCUUGAAGAAGAGCGACGAGCCGCAGAGGAAGACCUGUUGAGCCUACCCGAGGAUGUUAGCUUCCCGUCUGUUUUUGCUGCAGAGUUGAGGAAUGUUCAUUCAGCCAACAUCAUUGCUGUGAAGAUCAGUCCGAAUGGAGAGUACAUCGCUACAGGUUCAGCCGACCGAUCGACGAAAAUCGUUGACUUCGAGACAAGAAAAGUGCUGCGAACGAUAGUCGCGCAUGAAUCCCCUGUGCUCUCCCUUGCAUUUUGCCCUACCUCGCCUCAUCUCCUGCUCUCCACGGCGAUGGAUGGAAGUGCAGCUAUUUCCAACGCAGAGACAGGGGAGGUAGUGGCUACCUUCAAAAACCACAACAAAUACGUUAUCCGAGGAGCCUGGUCCCCUGAUGGCCAGCUCUUUGCAACCUGCGGCCACGAUAAGCACGUGAAUAUCUAUAAAGUGGUCGAAGGGGAACCAGGGGAAGCGCUGGAAGCACCUAAGGCUCCGAUUUUCGAAAAGUUCCGCAGCAAGGAGUUUGUCAACAUCCCGGAAGCCAUUGCUUUCCUCUCAGACUCUGCAACCCUCGUGAUAUCAAUCCGGGGAGACAACUACCUGCACUAUCUAGACACGCAGAGUGGGGAAGAUAUGAAGGUCAAUCUCAACCAGCAAGGCGACGACCAUGUCAGCUUCACGGUGUUGGACCUUGUCCCUUCACCUGAUGGGAAGUACUUGCUAGCGUCCACUGACAAGUUAUUCUCUGGCGCUCUAACCCCACCCCGCAAGUCGAGGUUGGUCUUGUACCCUGUGGGCUCCAGCGCGCAGCUACGAUGGUACUACGGUGCUGUAAACGACGAGCUCUGUCAGGAUCAGAAGCUGUACUGCUGGAAGGUCACUAGCCAGAAGGUUGUUGCCCAGCUGGUGGGGCACACUGGAACAGUCCGAGAUCUAGACAUCAGUUGGGACGGCAAGACUUUGAUCUCAGCAUCCUUUGACAAGGUACUAGGAGAAGGGCAAGGGGGGACGCGUGUUUACUCGUUGCAAUCAGUCUCUCCGACUUUGGACGGCGUCGUCGUGAUCUUCACGCUUACUGCUGCUCCCGUGGCCGCUCUGUGCGACGGGCGCAGAAGCUACCGACGCACUGAGUGGAGCGGAAACUACAACCUGAUCUUCAAUUACAACUUGGUGCUCGCUCCAUACACAGAGUCCGAGGGCACACCACAGCAUCAGCUAGAAGCAGCAAGCCCGUUUGAAUCUUGUCGAUACCUCAGCCACAACCCAGACCCAUCCGCUUCUACUGGGGUUUACUGCGACGCUAAGGACCUCGGCUAA